AUGGGAUCUCAAGGAUCUAAACCUGUGGAUACAAGCGAUGUUAAAAAUGAAAGUCACAACAGUGCCAGAAAUGUUUUUGAAAAUAUUGCAGAAAUAAUAUACAACCGAGUGAAAGAAGAUGCAGAAAAACGUGGUAAAUCUUUGAAAGGAGAUUAUAAGAGAGCAAAAUUUCAUCAGCCCUUAUUAGAGGCAGCGAAAUAUGUUUGGUACGCUCCUAGUAAUCCAUGCAAUUUUGAUUUUAGGUUUGAUACUAAUGCUCCGGAUAAAGGUUCAUAUGAUAGAGAUCCUUGUCAUUUGAGAGAUACAAAUCGUUUUUCAGACAAAGGAGAUGCAAUAUGUACUAAUAAUAAAAUAAAUUGUAAUAAUGGUGGUUGCGGAGCCUGUGCUCCAUAUAGAAGAAUACAGUUAUGCGAUUAUAAUUUAGAAUAUAUAAAUGAAUAUAAUAUUAAUAGUACACAUGAUUUAUUGGGGAACCUAUUAGUUAUGGCAAAACGAGAAGGUGAUUCUAUUGUGAACAGUCAUGGACAUACAGGUAAAGGUAUUUAUAAAUCAGGUAUAUGUACUUCUCUUGCUCGAAGUUUUGCAGAUAUAGGUGAUAUAAUCAGAGGAAAAGAUCUUUUUCUGGGGCAUAAUCAUAAAAAAAAACCAUUACUGGAUAAUUUAGAAAAGAUUUUUAAUAGAUUUCAAAAAAUAUAUGAAGACAUUAAUAACCUUCCAAUUGAUGAUAUUAGAGAAUAUUGGUGGGCACUUAAUAGAAAUGAUGUAUGGGAAGCAUUGACAUGCUCUGCCCCAUAUUAUGCUGAUUAUUUUAAAAAAAAAUCAGGUAAUACUUAUAACUUUACAACUGAAGGAUAUUGUGGCCGUAAUGAAGGUGCUCCUCCUACCAAUUUAGAUUACGUACCUCAAUUUUUAAGAUGGUUUGAUGAAUGGGCAGAAGAGUUUUGUCGAAUAAAAAAUAUAAAAAUAGGAAAUAUUAAGAAAUCCUGUACUGGAGAAAGUAAUAAUAAACAUUGUAGUCGUGAGGGUUACGAUUGUAAUAAAACAAAUCUAAGACUUAAUGAAAUUUUUAUGGAUCUAGAAUGUCCACGUUGUGCAGAUGAUUGUAAAUCGUAUGAAACAUGGGUAGAAAAUAAAAAAAAAGAAUUUAAUAAACAAAAAGAAAAAUACAAAGAGGAGAUCAAUGAGAGCAAACCUGGUGUUAAUUCAGAACAUGGAAAAUAUAAUAAAGCAUUUUAUGAUAAACUAAGAACGAUAUAUAGAACAAAUGACAAAUUUUUUGAAAUAUUGAAUAAAGGACAAAUAUGCGAAAAUGUUGAUGAAAAGAAUAAAAUAGACUUUAAUGACCUUGUGAAAACAUUUUCGCGUUCAGAAUAUUGUAAAUCAUGUCCUAUGUUAGGUGUUACCUGUAAGGGUGAACAAUGCAAUUCACUUGAUGACAUCACUUGUACAAAUGAUAAAGGGGGUCCUAAUAAAGUAACGGACAAAAAUAACAAUACAUUUGUUAUUGAUAUCCUGUUGAAUGAUAAUAAAAAAAAAGUACUUUCUAAUGAUUUAAAUGAUUAUAAAGAAUGUGAUCUUUUUAAAAGACUAAGAAGGCAAAAUUGGAAUUGUAAAUAUAAAUGUAACUUACAUGUAUGUGAACUGAAUAAUUUCAAUAAUGAAAUAGAUGAUGAAAGAGUUAUUUCAAUCAAAGUAUUUAUUAAACGUUGGUUAGAGUCUUUUUUAAAAGAUUAUAAUAAAUUAAAAGAAAAUUUAAAUCCAUGUAUAAAUAAUGAAAACCAGUUGCCUUGCAUAAAAGAUUGUCUGGAAAAUUGUGAUUGCGUAGAAAAAUGGAUAAAAAAAAAAGGGGAAGAAUGGAAAAAAAUAAAAGAACGUUACCUAAAAGAUUAUAAAAUUGAAGAUAACAAUAGUUCUAAUAGUUUAAAUAAAUUUUUGCAACAAAAUCAAUUUCAUAGUGAUGUUGUAAAAGCUAUAAAACCUUUUGAAAAUUUACGCGCUUUUGAGGACUCAAGUGGAUGUACUGGAACUGUACCCUCAGGAAUCGAAGAGUGUAAAAGUAAUGAUGUAAUCAAAAUUCUACUCUCUAAACUUAAAGAAAAAAUAGAAUUAUGUAAAAAGAAUGAUGUCAAAAAAAAUAAAAGUAAUAAUUGCGUUACGUUACUUAAACCUCUAAAUGACGAAGAAGACGAUGAAGAACAAGACGACGAACCACCUGCACCAAAACCUCUUCCCACCCCUAAUCCGUGUGUCAAUGGUGGAGACGACACAAGUGGUGCUCAAAUCACGAGCGUGACAGAAAUUGCAGAAGGGAUGCAUAUGGGGGCGCAAAAACAAAUGUUAGAGCGUAGUGGUGAUAAAAGUGGUAAGGGUACUGAAAAUGGUGAGAGUGUGUUGAAAGGUGAUAUAAAGAAAGCGAAAUUUAAAAAUGGAGCUAGUCCGAGUUCAUUGGAAGACGUAUGUGGUAUAACGGACCAACAUACCAAGGAUAGUCGUCGUCGUCGUCGUCUUCGUCGUCUUCGACUUCUUGUUCUUCGUUUUCGUCGUCGUCUUCGUCGUGGUCAUCGAGAUUAUAAAGGACCAUGUACAGGUAAAGAUGGACACAAAAAGAUGUUUCAGGUAGAAAAAGGAUGGGAAAAUGGGAGCAAAAUAGGUACAGAAAAUGACGUUUUCUUGCCACCAAGACGUGAACAUUUUUGUACUUCCAAUGUGGAACAUUUGUACAGAAGUGCCAGCGGACUUCAAGGAACUACUGCCAGCCACUCUCUAUUGGGGGAUGUGUUACUUGCUGCGAAUAAAGAAGCAGGAUUCAUAAAAGAAAGAUAUAAGACGCAAAAAACUUCAGAAGGUUUUAAGGACGAGGCAACUGUGUGUAGAGCAAUAAAAUAUAGUUUUGCUGAUAUUGCAGAUAUAAUUAAAGGAACAGACUUAUGGAAAGCAAAUUCCGGAAAAAAAAAUACACAAGAUAAAUUGGUAAAAAUAUUUCAAAAGAUUAAAGACAAUCUUCCUGUUAACAUCAAAGGAAAAUAUAACGAAGAUGAAAAACAUUUAGAAUUACGUAAGGAUUGGUGGUUUGCUAACCGUGACAAAGUCUGGGAAGCAAUGAAAUGCGAACAAAACGGUAUCACUUGUAGUGGUCCUACCCCAUUGGAUGAUUACAUCCCUCAAAGAUUACGUUGGAUGACCGAAUGGGCAGAAUGGUAUUGUAAAGCACAGAAAGAGGCGUAUGACAAGUUGAAGGUGUGUGAGAAAUGUAUGGAUAAUGGAAAAUGUACGCAAGGUAAUGGCGAGUGUGCAAAGUGCAAGACAGCAUGUGAAAAUUAUAAAAAAUUUAUUAAUACAUGGCAACCUCAAUGGAAACAAAUGGAACAAAAAUACGAAAGUUUAUACAAAGAAGCACAAGAAAAUGGUAAUAGUAGUCAUAAAAGUACUACAGAACAAGACAAAUAUAUGGUAGAAUUCCUGUCACAAUUACAAAAAGCAAAUAAUGGCGACAAAACUGGUGACGAUAAAGUGUAUUCUACUGCUGCAGGAUAUGUACACCAAGAAGCUACAAUGAAUUGUGAGAAACAAACUCAGUUUUGUAAAAACAAAAAUGGUGUCAAGGCAGCUAAUGAUGCAGAAGACGUCAAUUAUACCUUUAAGGAUACGCCUAAUGGGUAUGAUGUGGUAUGUAAAUGUAAAGAUAGGCCGGAGCAACAGAUAAAAAAAAAGGAAGUAGAAGAUGCGUGCAAAAUAGCGCAGGACAUAUUUAAGGGUAAGGAUGAAAACACUACAGUAGGGCUAUGCAAAAAAAAAGAUUUUGGAAGAACUCCUUAUCCCGAUUGGAAAUGUGAAAAAAAUUCAAAAUUGGUGACAGGAAAUGGUGAAUGUAUGCCUCCAAGAAGACAAAAGUUAUGUUUAUACUUUUUGGCACAUAAAAUUGAAACACCAAAUUUAAAUACACAAGAAGAUUUGAGAAAGGCUUUUAUUAAAUGCGCUGCUGCAGAAACAUUCUUCUCAUGGUACUACUUUAAGAAAAUAAAUGAUAAAUUAAAUAAACUCGAUGAAAAAUUAAAAGAAGGAGAAAUCCCUCCUCAAUUUUUAAGAUCCAUGUUCUACACAUUUGGAGAUUAUAAAGAUAUAUGUUUGGAUACUGACAUAUCUUUAAAAACUGAAAAUGGUGAUAUAACUAAGGCAAAAAGCAAUAUAGACAGAAUUAUCCCAAAAAAAAGUGCCAAAAAUCCUGAUGAAGAACGUAAAAUUUGGUGGGAUGGAAUUAAAGAAGAUGUAUGGGAAGGGAUGUUAUGUGGAUUAUCACAUGCUGUCAGUAAUAAUGACAAAGCGACAGUACAAAAAACACUUACUACCAAGACCAUCUACGACUAUGACACUGUGACAUUUGAUGGUACCACCAAAUUGGAGGAUUUCUCCAAGCGACCCCAAUUUUUGAGAUGGAUGACGGAAUGGGGGGAAGAGUUUUGUAAAAAACGGAAGGAACAAUUAGAAAAUUUAAAAGACAAAUGUCCAGAUUAUACGUGUAGCUUCGAUACUAAAAAACAAGAAUGUGAAAAUCACUGUAAAGUAUAUGAAGAAUGGCUAAAAGGUUGGAAAGACCAAUAUAAAAAACAAAGCGAAAAAUUUACAACAGAUAAAGAAAAACCUGAAUAUAAAGAUGAUCCCGACGUUGCCAGCUCCGAAAAUGCUCACAAAUAUUUGAGCAAAAAAUUAAAACAAAUUUUUCACAAUGGAAGUACUACUGAGAAAUGUGAUUAUACGUGUAUGGAAUAUGCGUCAAGACAACCACAAACAUCUGCUUGCAGUCAACAACAACAACAACAAAACAAAUCAUCUACACAAAACCAUUUCCCUGAAGCGUUCGAUUAUCCUCCUAAAGAAAUUGGUGAUAGGUGCACUUGUCCUAAACUUCCGGAACCUAAAUAUUGUGUAGACAAAACCGCAUAUGAUAUAAGAAAAGAGAGUGGGAAAAAGUCGGAUAAUAGUUUGAAAGGAAAUGGUAAUACAUACAAUAAUAAUUGUAAUAAUUCCAUGAGGGAAGAGUAUGCCAAUCAAAAUGGAGAAACAUGUAAAUUUAACGAAACAUUUUGGUCCAAAAAAAAACCUUCUAUUGAAGAAUGUGAUAUCAAUGCAAAAGAGCGUUUUCAAAUACAGAAAUAUUGGGAUUGUAAUGGGAAAACACCUGAUGGAAAAAACACAUUUUGUAUCCCUCCAAGAAGAAAAGAUAUGUGCUUGAAACAAUUGGAAGAAAUAAAUUCUGCAGAUGUUAAUAAUAGCAAAAAAUUACUUCAAAAAAUCCAAGAUGUAGCAAAAAAGGAAGGAGAUGAUAUAAUAAAGAAACUAUUACCAAAAUAUCCUUGUAAUGAAGAUGUAAUUUGUAAAGCUAUGAAGUAUAGUUUUGCCGAUUUAGCAGAUAUUGUUAGAGGUAUAGAUAAAUAUAAAGGUCCAAAUGGUACCAAUGUACUUGAAAAAGAAUUAAAAAGUGUUUUUGAGACAAUAUAUACAAAAUGGAAAUCCGAAAACACAAAUAAUAAAAGUAAAUACACCGAUGUAGCCUCUUUUCGUUCCGCCUGGUGGGAUGCUAAUAGAAAAGAUAUUUGGAAUGCUAUGACGUGUAAUGCUCCUUAUGAUGCAAAAAUUUAUAUUACCAAAGAAGGAGGAUAUAUAUCUCCUUUAACGUUCACAAAAAACAAAUGUGGGCAUAAUGAUGAUCCACCUGAUUAUGAUUAUAUCCCUCAACCUUUUCGAUGGCUAAGUGAGUGGAGCGAAACCUACUGUCUUGCUCAAAAAGAUUUAUUGGAAACGAUGAAAAAUUGUGAGAAUUGCAUGAAAAAAAACAAAAAUGCAGAUUGUGAACAGACACAAUAUGGAGCUUGUAGGGACUGUAAAAGAAAAUGUGAAGAAUACAAGAAAUUUAUAGAAAUUUGGAAAAAACAGUUUGAAACACAAAACAAAGCAUAUCAAGAAAUAUAUAGAAAUGCUACAACAACUAACAGAGAUAAUAAUAAUAUUGUUGAUGAAAAUACAAAAAAUUUUGUAAAAAAACUACAGGAAAAUUGCAGAACCGACCGAAACGAAUCUCUUGAUACUGCCGAUAAAUAUCUUGAAAAUGCAAGUGUUUGUCGAAGAUUUAAAUUUGGGAAUAAGGACUCACGUCAUCUAAAUUAUGCUUUCCAUACAGAUCCACCUAGUUAUGAAGAGCAUUGCAAAUGUGCGAAAGAUUUUGAUCCAUUGGAUGAAUGUCCUGUUGAUAAUAACGAAUGUAAGAAGUAUGGUAUAGGUAGUUGUCCAAAAAAAAAUUUCCAUAAAAAAUUGGAAGAAUGGACAAAUUACGUUUUAAACAACAAAUCAAAUAAAAAUAAAUCCGCAAUAGUACCUCCCAGAAGGAGACAAUUAUGUCUACAAAAUCUUACGAGAAAUUUGAGUCGUCUAAAUAAAGAAAAAUCAUUUAAAGAAGGAAUUCUUAUUUCAGCUGCUUCGGAAGCUAAAAUGUUAACUGAACAAUAUCGUGAGAAUCCUGCAAAGGCACUUCAAGCAAUAAAAUACAGUUUUGCUGAUAUUGGAAAUAUUAUAAAGGGAGAUGAUAUUAUAGGGAAUGUUAUAUCUGUCCAACUAAAUAAGUUAAUUAACGGAAAUAAAAAAAUAAAUACAUCUACCUUAUGGUGGGAAGCAAAUAAAGAAAAAAUUUGGAAUGCCAUGAUGUGUUAUUACACUGGAGACGAAAAAACAGCUACUAGUUGUCCAUCACAUGGAAAUAUUGAUAAAGAAGAUCAAUUUUUACUAUGGUUUCAGGAAUGGGGAGAAAAUUUCUGUGCUAGACAAAAAGAAUUAUAUGAACACGUACAAGCGGAAUGUAGUCAUGUUAUAUGUGUCAAUGGUACUGGAAAUAUUGACAGUAAAUGCACUGAAGCAUGUAAAAAUUAUAGUAAUUUUAUUUCAGAAACAAAAAACGUAUAUCAGUCAUUAAAGAAGCAAUAUAAUGAUAAUCAUAACUCUAUCAAAGUAGGUGGUAAAGAAGUUCAUCAUUAUAUGAAAGAAAAAUGUAAAGAUAAAUGUGAAUGUUUGUCUGAAAAAUUUAACAGUGACAACAAUUGGGAAAAACCGUAUGACACAUUUGACGAUACCGUACUCAAAAACAAAUGUCAGUGUAAAAAACCUGAUUCCCCAAUUCUUCCAGUAGAACCUUCAGUGCCAGCUGAAACGGAAAAAGAAAAAAAAAAAGAUUCACCUCUUAAACCCCAUACUGAACCAAAACCUGCACCCCCCAAAAAACCUGAGGUACCCCCGCCUCCACCCGUACAACCCCCCCCUGCGAACCAACCCUUCAAUCGUGACAUUCUGGAAAAGACCAUUCCUUUUGGUAUUGCGUUGGCGUUAGGUUCGAUAGCGUUCCUUUUCAUAAAGAAAAAACCGAAAUCACCUGUUGACCUCAUACGUGUACUUGACAUCCACAAAGGAGAUUAUGGAAUGCCUACACUGAAAUCAAAAAAUCGAUAUAUACCCUAUGCUAGUGAUACAUAUAAAGGCAAAACAUACAUUUAUAUGGAAGGAGAUAGUGAUAGUGGACACUACUACGAAGAUACAACUGAUAUUACUUCAUCCGAAAGUGAAUAUGAAGAAAUGGAUAUUAAUGAUAUAUAUGUACCUGAUAGUCCUAAAUAUAAAACAUUGAUCGAAGUAGUAUUGGAACCAUCAAAAAGAGAUACACCUAGUAGUGAUGCACCUAUGAAUAAAUUUACUGAUGACGAAUGGAAUCAACUGAAACAGGAUUUUAUUUCCGGAAUUUUAGAAAAUGAACAAAAGGAUUUACCUAAAAAUAAUAUAAGUGGGAAUACUCCAAUGAAUACACAACCCAAUACUUUAUAUUUUAAUAAACCUGAAGAAAAACCUUUUAUUACUUCUAUUCAUGAUAGGGAUUUAUAUAGUGGAGAAGAAAUUAAUUAUAAUAUAAAUAUGAGUACUAAUAGUAUGGAUGAUACAUCAUAUGUAUCAAAUAAUGUAUAUUCUGGUAUCGAUUUAAUUAAUGACACAUUAAGUGGUAACCAACAUAUUGAUAUAUAUGAUGAAGUGCUAAAAAGAAAAGAAAAUGAAUUAUUUGGAACAAAUUAUAAGAAAAAUACAUCAAACAAUAAUGUAGCUAAAUUAACAAAUAGUGAUCCAAUUAUGAACCAAUUAGAUUUGUUACAUAAAUGGUUAGAUAGACAUAGAGAUAUGUGUGAAAAAUGGAAAAGCAAGGAGGAUAUAUUACAUAAAUUAAAUGAACAAUGGAAUAAAGAUAAUGAUGGAGGUAAUGUACCAAUAGAUAACAGAUCGUUGAAUACGGAUGUUUGGAUUGAAAUAGAUAUGGAUGAUCCUAAAGGAAAGAAAGAAUUUAGUAAUAUGGAUACUAUCUUGGAUGAUAUAGAAGAUGAUAUAUAUUAUGAUGUAAAUGAUGAUGAAAACCCAUCUGUGGAUAAUAUACCUAUGGAUCAUAAUAAAGUAGAUGUACCUAAGAAAGUACAUGUUGAAAUGAAAAUCCUUAAUAAUACAUCCAAUGGAUCCUUGGAACCAGAAUUUCCUAUAUCGGAUGUAUGGAAUAUAUAA
Molecule: messenger RNA, 8577 nt
Organism: Plasmodium falciparum 3D7
Lineage: Eukaryota; Apicomplexa; Aconoidasida; Haemosporida; Plasmodiidae
Product: erythrocyte membrane protein 1, PfEMP1
Cellular component (GO): membrane
Molecular function (GO): host cell surface receptor binding
Source: RefSeq, a predicted model, not a curated record